This is a messenger RNA of Dentiscutata heterogama, 468 nucleotides long. The record is from the annotation of a GenBank genome assembly. NCBI's taxonomy places the organism in Eukaryota, Fungi, Glomeromycota, Glomeromycetes, Diversisporales, Gigasporaceae.
AUGGAAUCAUUUCAAGUAACUGCACCAUUUUUAAGAACCAUUAAUCGAUUACAAAGAUAUAUUAGGGGAUCCCAUGUAGCUACUCUUCUUGUUACGGAUGCUAAAAUAGAAUUUUUCAAUGCUCAAGGGGAUCGAGUUGAGGUUAACUUUGCUCCUGAACUUGCUGAAGGUUCUUCUGAAGGAUCUCGGAUACCUCUCUUCCAUGAAGAUCUCCAACGGAUAGGAUACCUAGCUAUAGAACUUGAAAAAGUUGACGGAGAGGAUUGGGGGCAGCAGAUGGAUUACCUAUCUAUGUAUAAUUGGAAUGCUUAUGCUAAGCAUGAAAUGAUGGAUCGAUUUGAGGUCAAUAAAUUUAAAGGUGCUUGGAGAAUCACUCUUGGGUUUUCUCCUUCCAAUGCCUUGUUGGUCAUGACUAAGGAAAGUUUUACUUCUUUAUUGGAAGAGGCUCAAAGGAAUCGUGAAGAAGAG